AUGGUCGGCUUCAUAAACGCCAUAGUCCGCUCCAUCGGCCUCCUCUGGACGCUGCUAAUCACGGCGCUUGUCGGCAAUGUCAUUGCCAGCAACAUCAACGGCCAAAUGGCCGCCAUCAACUUCACCAUGUUUGUUGCCGUUCUCGCAUGGGUUGCCAACUUGUAUGGCCUUGCCGCAGCCAUCAUCUCAAGCCUGAGCAUGGUCAUUGUUCUCCUCGCUCUCGACGGCCUGGCUACUCUCUUCACCUUUAUCAGCGCCAUCGUCUUGGCCGCCAAGCUGCACGCGCCCAACUGUAGCAAUCUCCGAAACGCCGGGCUCUCGAGCAGCUGGAUCGGCUGGGGCUCCUCCGACAACGAGAAGCGCUGCCGGGAGCUCCAGGCCAGCACCGCCUUCAUGUGGUUCCUCUGGGCCUGCUUUUGUGUUUCCCUGUUCUUCAGCUUCAAGGAAGCUCGAGGCGGCGGCGGUCUUCGUGGUUCUGCGCGCUCUGGUAGGCCAAACAUGUCCCAGGUUGGCGUAUAA
Molecule: messenger RNA, 519 nt
Organism: Metarhizium album ARSEF 1941
Lineage: Eukaryota; Fungi; Ascomycota; Sordariomycetes; Hypocreales; Clavicipitaceae
Product: MARVEL-like domain protein
Exons: 1
Coding region: 1-519 (172 amino acids)
Biological process (GO): protein localization to plasma membrane; eisosome assembly
Cellular component (GO): eisosome; plasma membrane
Source: RefSeq, a predicted model, not a curated record